This is a messenger RNA of Naegleria fowleri, 783 nucleotides long. RefSeq lists its product as uncharacterized. The record is from RefSeq and is a predicted model, not a curated record. The transcript has a single exon. The coding region runs from base 1 to 783 and encodes 260 amino acids. Lineage: Eukaryota; Heterolobosea; Eutetramitea; Acrasida; Naegleriidae.
AUGAAUAAUGUGAGAGUAAUCUUGAUGGAUUUUUCAAAUGCUUGUUUGAAUGAUCAUGGCGAACGUGUGGACAAAAUUCGAAAAUUGGAAUUAUUGAAAAAGAAAUUUUCAUUGCAACAAGAAGGAAAGACGAAGUGGUUAUUGAAUCGAGAAUUGAAAUAUGAACAUUUCUUUCCAAUCGAAUUUAUGAAUGACAAGGCAUUUGUUUUAAAUCAAAUCAAAAAGAAGGCUUUUCGAUUGGAGUAUGCUUCAAAACAAUUACAAGAAGAUCGAGAGUUUGUGUUGCAAGUGGUUCAAUUGAAUGGUAUUGAGUUACUCUAUGCUAGCAACAAUAUUCUCAGUGAUAAAGAAGUGGUAUUGGCAGCUAUUAAAAACAAUGAAGAUGCAUUGAUGUAUGCUUCAGAAGAAGUUAGAAAUGACAAGAAAUUUGUGUUAGAAGCCAUUAAAUUGAAUGACAAAUGUUUACUAUAUUCUUUCCAUGAACUGAAGAAAGAUCUGGAGUUCAUAUUUGAAGCAAUUAAGCAAAACAGGAAGGCACUACAAUGGGUUUCAUGGGAUUUACACCGAGAUAAAGAAUUCAUGUUGAAAGCCAUCAAAUUACUCUUUCCAGAAUUCGAUAAUUUAAUCUCCAUUGAUCAUGCAAACAAAGAGAUUAUGAUGAAAGUUGUUCAGGAAAUUGGAUUUUUGUUGAGAUUUGCAAGUAAUGAACUCAAGAAUGAUCGAGACAUUGUUUUGAAUGCUGUGAAAAGCGAUGGUGUUUUCUCUUCAAUAUGCUUCUCAUAA